CACAGCCACUCUACCGCUCAGGUCGCGGGCACACACACCUUCUCUGGGUUUGACAGGCAUGGCGUCCCUCUGGGAGAGCGGCACGAGCUGCACGGUAAGAACCAGGUCCGUGGAAAGAGUGGUCGCUCCCAUCGCCGCUCAGGUGUGCCGCCUGCUGGUGGGAGGCGGACGGGGGGGCAGGGGAGAGGCGCCGGCCCCGCUGGAGGAGGCAGCUGCAGCGGUGGCAGCAGCGAUGAGGAGGCUGGCUGCCGUGGCCUCUAGGUUGGCAGAAGAAUCAGAAGAUGACAUCCUAAGGAAAGAAAUGGGGACAGCAACAGAUUGUGUGCUAGCCUCUGGACAGAACCUACUACUGGCUGCCCAGAAACUCAACAUUCAGCCUACCUCACCAGACCACAGAGAGGAGCUGAUCAUCUCAGCUCAGAAUGUCUUACUUGGAACUUUAAAGAUUCUCUUAGUGGAGGAUGAUGCUGCUGUGAGGGAGAUAGUCACAGCAGCUCACUGGCUGUUGGACUGCCUCACGCAGCUUGAAUCGGCUCCGGAUAUACCAUCCUUGCUGAAGUCAUUCCGAGGCUUUUCAGAAGCUUUGCUUCUGUUAAACAACUUGGCAGAAAAGCGUCUCGAGGAACUGCGGGAUCCUGCUCAGCAGAGAAAUCUGGUUCGCUCCCUGGAAACCCUCAAGAAGUGCAUUUCCAUGUUGUACACAGCCAUGCACACCACCAUCAAACACCCCCAAAAUGAACAAGCACGCUCUGCUAAGAAGUACGUCCUCGAUCAAGCCGAUACGUCCAUAACAGAGUUAAUAUUGCUACUGAAAAGUAACUUCAGUGAAAACACUUCUGCCUCUCAAGGGUACUACACUGAGAAGCUGCAGGGGCUGCUUCAGCUAUUGUCCAGCUCUAGCUGUUCGUCAAUUAGGGGUAGUGACUUUGACAGCCUUUUGCGAGAUCUGGUGAUCUAUUGCAUGGUGGUGGCAAACACUUCCAGGAAAGAAAGGCAGCUUAUUGUGAUUAAAUAUUGCCAACGUGUCCUACACCACUGGUCAGAAAUAUCCAGGCAAGCAAAGCUUUUAGGUAAUUCUCCUGACUCCAAACAAACACAGCAAGAUAUUGAAGAUAACUGUGUCUCCAUGAAAAAUGAGUUACAGAACCUGGACAACAGUAUACUCACAGCCAUUCUGUAUCAAAGUGUGGAUGUUUUUACAGCUCCCAACACUCUUUUUGAGAAGCUUAUAAGUGUGGCCACAGAGUCUACAAAUGACUCGAUUGAGCUGGAUCACCUCCAGCCCCCUCUCACUGCCUUCCUCGCACAUGCUGAUCGUGUGAUCCAAGUUGCAGGUUUUAUUUCCGCUUGCUCUACUGGUACCAAGAACAUCGUGAACAUCGAGAGUUCAAGAACACGCUUAAAGCAGCUAAAGGACAGCAUUGUGCCAAGCCUAUUAGAAUUGGGUAAAACCUCUCUGUGCUCUGAAGCUCUGGGGAAGCUCCAGGAAUUAUACCGGCUGUGGGCAGAAGAAGUCGACCAGCUCCUGGGCUCUCUCACUGAUGUCAUCAACAUAAAGCAGCUUCUAGAUCUUUGCAUUCAAGAGCUGAUGACUGACAAGAGGGAAUGUGAAAAGGCCCAUACUAGCCAAAGUGCCAGUCAGUUUGAAGAGCACUCGGUCAGGCUCAUAGGGCGGAUGAACUAUGUGGUUAUAACCGCAAAAAGGCACGUGGACAAAAGUGACAACCCGGUUUUCCGAAACGGCCUUCUGGUCCUGAUAAAACAAGUGGAAAACUGUGCUUCACAUACAACGCUGGCUGUGCGUCACUGCCUAAAACACUGCUCGGAUGUGAAACCCUUCAGCUUGUUUUCAGAAAUCGUUCUGAAGUCAAUCAAGCAGAUCCACAUUCUGAGAGCUGGUCUGGAUGGAUUCAGCCAUCCACACCUCCUUAGCCCUUUACGAGAAGAAGCCCGCCAGCGCCCACUUGCCCAGCUCACUGAUGCUACUGAGCGAGCUGGAUUUUCAACCUGGGACAUUAAAAAUGAAAACACUGCCUUGCAGUGUCAGGACAAGUGUUCUGAAAAAGCCUUCAUCAAACCUAUGUUACAGGCGCAUACACACAGUAAUAAUCCCAGCAUACCAGUUUUCAGUGACAUAACAAAGUCUGACCAAAAUUGGCAGAAUGUGGACCUGUUACCAAACAUACGUGAUGUGCUCAGUGCAACAAAGGGAAAAGAUAUCUCUACUGUUAACAUGGCAUGCAAAGCUCUUCUUGAGCUUUCAAACUGUUAUCUACAGGCUGCAAAAGAGGCAUCCGCUAUUAUUGAAUCUGUGGACAUUCAAAAACUUGCAUCUCUUCAAUCAGACAUCAUCUCACUGACGCCUAUAAUUAUUAAAACUGCUCAAGAGGCAGCCAUAAACCCUGCACUGGAUACAGAGACAAUGUACAAGCGCGCAGCUGUAGCUUCUGACAGAAUGACUGAACUGAGACAGAUACUUCUGCCUGCUGCUGGAGGCUGGUAUCAUGCAGUCCAUGGCAUGUUGCAAAACCACUCACAAAAGAACAUCAGCAAAAGUAUGCAAGACAUCAACAAAAUAAUACAAUCCUGUUCUGAUGUUGUACAAUCAGCUAUCAUUUCUCCAACAUCAGACAUUGAUUGUGCAUUAAGAACUGCACCUCAUGAAAGCAUUGCUAUGCUAUACAGUAAGCUGAAGAAGGCACAGGCUAAUGCUAAACAUCUACUUGAAGUAGUUAGUGCUUUACCAGCAGGUUCUGACAGACUCGAGGGUCCCUGUAUCUUGUGGUCAUUGUCCAUCCAGGUUCUUUUAAACUCACUUGAUAAACUCUUAGGGGCUGAAACACUAAACGAUAAAGGGCAGUGUUUUGACCAUACAGUUACUCCACAGAAAAGACUUGUGAUCUUUUCGGAGAACUCGCUUCGAAUCCAGGAGGCUGCAAGAUUGUCCACCUUUAUCUGUAAAGACAACAAUAUUAACAAAAAGAUUGUGGACCUUCAAAAGGAGGUACAGGUCCUUACAGAAGUCUACCUUCAGUCAGCGGAUGGCCUUAGCAGAAUACCUCUGUCUAAUAUUAAUCGGUUUGCUCAAUCUGAACUUCUACAAAGAAAGCUUCAGAUUAAAAUGAAGAUGCUAUGUGCUCUCAUUGGCAUGAUUAACACAGAAUAUGAAGAGACAAUUAAAAACAUUCUCCAUUUAUCCAUUCUGGCUACCACAGGUAAUAAAGAUGAAAAGAUAUCAGCACAGAGGAACUUUGAAAGAGAAGCAGAACAGCUCUUACAAAAUAUCAAAGUUACCAGUCAAAACGUGCAGGAUUGCCUGAACUACAUUAGAGACCCCAGAGUCCGACUCAAUCUAAAAUUCAUUAAUGAGCACCUGUCUUUUGAAACAACAGAUAUUAUCAGCAGAGCAAGAGAGGUCAUUGAGACUCAGAAUUUCCAUGAAAUACCAAGUCUAGAAAUCCGAGUAACAGACUGGUCUGCAAAAGCAAAUUAUCUUGUGACAGAAAUUUACAAAGUAAAUGAAAUUCAUCAGGAGACAAAAAAUCGUAUAAGACUGCAUCUCCAAUGCAGAUCUUUAAUGGAAGCCCAUAAUGUAUCUGCUGAAAACUCUUUCGCCCAUAAUAGACAGAAAAAACCUGAAGGAAAUACUGUUUCUUCCUGGCAGACCAAAAAUCCAGUGAAUAGUGAUAAAGAAGACAUUCAUCGGCCUCCCAUCCAAAAACAUGAACCUGAGAAGGAUUCCAAUGCACCGAUCAGAGAAAUCAGGACCAGCAGCACAUCCGUUUCCCUUUCAGACACAGCCCUUUUCUUGAAGAAAGAAACAGACAAAUGGCAGGAUGAGAACAACAAGAUUGUCCAAGUUACCAAAGAGAUGGCAGCUCAGAUUUACUACAUGGUGCAAUACCUUAAAAAGAAAGGACCCAUCAAGACCAAAGAUGAGUUCAUCACAUCAGCCAAACGCAUUGCUGCUAAUGGCCAGUUGAUCUCUAAGUUUGUUCAGAUCAUUGCCGAUCACUGCCUCGACAGGCACUGCUCUGCAGAGCUGACACACACUGUGGAGCAGAUUCUCACCAUUUCCAACCAGCUUAACAUCAUCUCAAGUGUGAAAGCAGCGACUGAAGGAGACAGGACAUCUGAUGAGAUUCUGGUGAAGAAUUCUCAAAACCUCCUUCACACAGCUCUGCAAGGCAUGAAAGCAGCAGAAACAGCAUGCAUCAAGGGACUGAAACAACCCCCACCAAACACAGACGAAGCUGAGGCAGCAGCACUGUGCUUUCGGUGGAAACAAAAUCUUCAAAUUCACCGUGCCCGGCAGGCCUCGAACCCUGAAAUGGAUGAGCUGGGUCUUCGGAAAACAUCUUUAAAUAAUGCUGCACCCAGUCUGGCAGCACUAAUCAAAAUGCAAGAAUCCUUAUAGAUUCUAUAGAAAUCGGGCUUUAUGAUAGCAUUUCUGUUCUAAACCUUUUUCCUCCAAUCAUAACAUACAAUUUUAAAAGCAAUAGCAGUAGCUUGGAAAGUUUGAAAGCAAGGCAUUGCAGCAUUAUCUCUAGAGCAAAACAAAAUCAGAAUAAGUUUACUGUAUGGUCAAAUGGAGGUCUGUGAUUUUUCAGAUUCAGAGUAUAAACACAUUGGAUUGGUUUACAAUAUACUCAAUUAACAUGAUGGAAACUUUUUUACAAAUGUUGCUUUUUAUAUUAUGUCCUUCUGAAGAACGCCAAUGAUUUCCAACAUCUUCAUAUCAGAUUAUCUGCAGCCAUUGACAAGUUGUUAAAUUAGUCCCACUGCAAACACUGCAGUUUUAUCAAAUAAAAGCUGAUUUUUUUGCUUUGUUCGAAAAUCUUUAAUGUGAUUUUAAAAUUAUUUUCAGUAAAAAAUAAAAUGACUGUGCAAUGCUAAUUUUCACAUUUCUCUAUCUAUAUCCUUUUAUUGAAGACUCGAGUUAAAAUGUCCUAAAACCACAACUUUAUGACAUUUCUGUUCUUGUCAAAUAAUUUUAGAAUAGCAACAAAAAUAUCAAACUUAUCAGAAGUUAAUGACAAGUACAGUAUUUAUAUUACAAAAAAGCAAUAUACAAUGUGCCAUAUUACAUCAUAAAAAAAUCUGACUUCAUACAGAAACAUACAUUUACCUUAUACAGAUUUUCCAGCUGAAACAAGGAAAAAUACUUUGCAAAUUGCUUACUGUUCUAACAUUCUUCAUGGUCAUGUGCAAUAAAUAUGUAAAACAAAAGUGUCAUAUAACCAAUGUGUUGCAAAUCUGAUCUGUUAGUGCAGAAAAAUAAACAUGAUAAUUGUUGUUUAACACUA
Molecule: messenger RNA, 5306 nt
Organism: Lepisosteus oculatus (spotted gar)
Lineage: Eukaryota; Metazoa; Chordata; Actinopteri; Semionotiformes; Lepisosteidae
Source: RefSeq, a predicted model, not a curated record